Molecule: messenger RNA, 4170 nt
Organism: Drosophila novamexicana
Lineage: Eukaryota; Metazoa; Arthropoda; Insecta; Diptera; Drosophilidae
Gene: ush
Product: zinc finger protein ush
Exons: 7
Coding region: 23-3589 (1188 amino acids)
Biological process (GO): cell differentiation; negative regulation of transcription by RNA polymerase II; heart development
Cellular component (GO): nucleus
Molecular function (GO): RNA polymerase II-specific DNA-binding transcription factor binding
Source: RefSeq, a predicted model, not a curated record
UUGUUCCGAUACCACAGAAGAGAUGACCGUCGACAGCAGAGAAUCCAAAGAUUUGGGCGCACACGAGCUUAGCGAGGAGAAACAACAGCCGCAGCAGCAGCUUGAAGACGCGCAGCUCGAAAACCAGAACCAAACUAGCAACGCCUCCGAGCAGCCCGAGGAGACUGACAUGGAUCAGGACAUGGUCGAGGAGGCCCAGGCAGCGCAGGAGGCCAGCGCCAGUGUGGCCGACAGCUCGACGACGCCGCCGCGUAGUCCCACGCCCGAGCUGGUGCCCAAGCUGGAGCGAGCUGAUACGCCGGCGACGCCGCCUUCAGCGGCAGCCACGCCCAGCCCGCCGGCAACGCCCACACCACCGACAAUGCUGCCCAAGCUGCGUCUGAAUGCGCUGCUCGCCUCCGAUCCGGCUCUGAAGCCGGACGCCAAGGAGCUGCAUCCGCACGAGCCACGCCUGCUGGCGCCACCGCCGCAGCUGGCCAAGCCCGAGCAGAGUCUGCCCGAUGCCAGCAGCCUGGUGGAACCGCUGCUGAAGCCAGCGCGGUUUAUGUGCCUGCCCUGCGGCAUAGCCUUCAGCUCGCCCUCAACGCUGGAGGCGCACCAGGCCUACUAUUGCUCGCAUCGCAACAAGGACGCCGACGAGGAGAUGACGCCCGCCGGCGACAAGCUGACAUCCGGCACAGCAGCUGGCUCCGGCUCCGGCCCCGGCAGCAAUGCCAACAGCAGCUCCAGCGGCGGCAGCUCCGGCUCAGAGCCACCAGCAAAAAUGGCGCGCACGGGCAAGCAAUACGCGUGCACGCAGUGCUCCUACAGCGCCGACAAGAAGGUCUCCCUCAAUCGGCACAUGCGCAUGCACCAGACCUCGCCGGCGGCGCCCAGCCUCAACAGCCUGGUGGCCAACGGCGGGGUUGGUGGCGUUGCCACGGCCGGUGUGCUCGAGGAGAGCUCUAGUCAACAAAUCGAUCGCUACUGCAGCGACUGUGAUAUACGCUUCAACAACAUCAAGACCUACCGCGCCCACAAGCAGCACUAUUGCAGCUCCCGGCGCAGCGACGGACAGCUGACGCCCAAGCCGGAGGCUAGCGCCGGCACGGGUCCCCCCGCCGCAACAACAGCUCCAACUGCCGCCGCAGCGGGCAAGCACAGCGGCGCCCACAGUCCGCAGAGCACGCGCAACAAGACACCCACGCCGGCAAUGGUUGCUGCUGCUGCUGCGGCUGCGGCUGCCGCAGCUGCUGCCGCCGCCUCGCUGCAGGUGGCGCCGCCGCAACCCUUUCUGGCGCUGCCCACCAAUCCCAUCAUUAUAGUGCCCUGCUCGCUCAUACGCGCAGCCAGCCUCAUACCGGGUCCACUCACCACUUCCACGUCGGGCAUUGUCAAUCCGGAAUCCACGUGCUUCACGCUCGACAAUGGCGCCCUCAAGCCGCUGGCCACGGCUCUCAAUAUCAAUGCGCUCACGGGCAAUGCCACGCCCACGGCCACGCCCAAUCCUAUGGCCAGCAACAGCAGCCAGCAGCAGCUGAGCCUGCCCGCACAGGAGCCAGAGCGUUCAAGCGGCAUGGAGCCGGAACCCAAGAGCAGUCCGCCGGAGCCAAAGCGCAAGGAAGCCGCCGGCACACGUGAGACUACGCCGCUGGAUCUGUCGCUGCGCCGCUCGCCAAUCGCCGCGCUGCUCCAGCGCCAACGGCUGGUGCGUUCCGCCGCGCUGCUGGACGCCGAGGAGGCGCUACUGGGCGCUGCCAAGGAGAAUCUAGAGAGCGGAGUCGGCGGCAGCGUCACGCCGGAGCAAAUAGUGUGCGCGCCCUCGCUGCCCAGCAGCCCCUCGAUGAGUCCUUCGCCCAAGCGACGCGCCAUCAGUCCGCGCAGCUCUGGUGCAGGCAGCGCUGCCUCCAUGUCGCCGCCGGUGCUGGGCGUGGCCGUGCCACAUCAUCUGCUGGACCAGCUGCCGCCGUUGCGCUCCAUGCUGCCAGCGGACUUUGCGCUAACCGAAUCGCUGCUGGCCAAAACGAAUCCCGAGCUGGCGCUCAAGCUGGCAGCCGCCGCCGCCGCAGCCGUCGCGGGCAGCAGCACCAGCGCCGAGCUGGCCACCAAGCUGGGCUUUCCCGCCAGCGCUGCUGCCAAUAGCGUCGCACCCGGCGGCCAGCAGCCGCAGAUCUAUGUCAAGCAGGGCGUUUCCAAGUGCAAGGAGUGCAACAUUGUCUUCUGUAAAUACGAGAACUAUUUGGCCCACAAGCAGCACUAUUGCUCCGCGCGCAACCAGGAGCCGACCGGCGAGGCUGAUCCCAAGAUCGGCGCUGUGACACCACCCGCGGCGGCGGAUCGCAGCGGACCAGGCGCCGGACCGGGCGGCGCGGAGACCACGCCCGUGGCCUACCAGCAGCUCAUCUGCGCCGCCUGCGGCAUCAAGUACACCUCGCUGGAUAAUCUGCGCGCCCAUCAGAACUAUUACUGUCCCAAGGGCGGGGCAGCGGCAGCAAGCGCGGCGGCGCCCGCUGAGGCGGCAACUGUGCCCCAGCUCAAGGAGAAGUGUGCCAAGUGCAAGACGCUGCAUGAGCCGGGCCAGCCCUGCGCUGUGCCGCCGCCGCCUCUGCCGGCAGCCACGCCCCAGCUGCCGGCCGCCGUCGUCGCCGGCUCGAACAGCGUGAACAAGUGUCCGGUUUGCGGCGUCAUCAGCCCGACCGCGGCGCUGGCACGCAAGCACAUGGAGAUGCACGGCACAGUGAAGGCGUUCCGCUGCAGCAUCUGCCAGUACAAGGGCAACACGCUGCGCGGCAUGCGCACCCACAUACGCACCCAUUUCGACAAGAAGACCAGCGACGUCAACGAGGAGCACUACAUGACCUGCAUCUUCGAGGAAGAUGCAGCCGGACAGGCGGCAGCACAGCCGCCGCCGCCGCCAGCCUUGAGCCUGGAUCUGGCCGGACAGGUCGAGCAGCUCGAUCAGCAUCCGGCCCAGCUCUUCAACUGCGAUCACUGCAACUAUGCCUCCACCUACAAGGGCAACGUGCUGCGCCACAUGAAGCUGCUGCAUCCGCACGUGGCCCUCAGUUCGCCCUCCAUUUCGCCUGAGUCGCGCGAACUUGACGCCAAUCCGCAUGUCCUGCCCGAAGUAGCCCUGGUCAAUGGCGAGCGCGAGGCCAGCUUCCACAUCAAAUCGGAGCCCUUGGAGCAGCCGGUGGCCACGCUAAGUCUGGUGCAUGAGAACAACAAUUCGCCGAUUGGAACGCCGCAUACGCACAUCAAGGCCGAGCCGCUGGACAUGGGCAUGGAGCUGUCGACGCCCGCGCUGCCACCGCCGAUGGCCAACUCGCCGCUCGGCCCGAGCGCUGCGGAGGCCAUGAAGAAAUACUGUUCCACCUGCGACAUAUCGUUCAACUAUGUGAAGACUUUUCUGGCGCACAAACAAUUCUACUGCAAGAGCAAGCUGCAUCGACCCGAGGCCAACGACAGCCCCAGUCCCACAGUGAUCGUCGGUGGUGGCGGCGUCGUUGGUGGUGUUGGGGGAAACACCACCAUGUUGCCGCUGCAGUCGCCCAGCGAGCUGCUCCUGCUGCAGAAGAACAAGGAGAACCUGCAGGAGGCGGCCAUUUGAGAGAGCCAGCUGAUGUGGGAGCUGCAGCGCAAGCAGCUGGAAUGGUACUACAAGUGCUUCUAACCGGACCACAUAAAACGCAACCACCAGCACCACCAACACCACCGACACGAUAUCGAAAGUAUUUGCGGAGAAUCUCCAGCUGUGCCGCCUGCCAGGACACGCCGAUAGAUAGAUCCAGAUUAAUCAUAACCAGGCAAUAUAGAUAUACAUACAUGAAGACAACCACACCUAGAUAGAUAUAGAUGUAGAUAUAGAUCAAGAUAUAUACUAUAUAUGUAUCUGUACCGUAGAAAUCAUGACAUAUAAUGCAUGCCAAAGCUUACCACUAAGAGAAGAAACCAUAAUCGAAGUGCAAGAAACUACAAGUUUUCGAUAUCUAUAGCAUAGAGUUUAUCCUGGGGACUAUGCUCUCCCUCUCUCCAGUUCUCUCUGAGAACCUACCCAAUAACCAUUUUGGGCUAAACGGUAAAUAAUCCUAAUAGAUCCAAUAAUAUGCAUAAUUAUUAUUGUACAUCGUGACGCGUCUAAAGCCCACAAACUUAUAUAACAAAUAAAACUGUGUAAUUUAAACAUAUAUA